Molecule: messenger RNA, 2115 nt
Organism: Capronia coronata CBS 617.96
Lineage: Eukaryota; Fungi; Ascomycota; Eurotiomycetes; Chaetothyriales; Herpotrichiellaceae
Exons: 3
Coding region: 1-2115 (704 amino acids)
Biological process (GO): Golgi to plasma membrane transport
Cellular component (GO): exomer complex
Molecular function (GO): protein binding
Source: RefSeq, a predicted model, not a curated record
AUGCUCACACCGGCAGUGCCAGAGAUCAUUGAGGAUGAAGAUAUUGGACUGGCGGUUGAUGCGCGAACAGAGAGCCUGCCCGGACUGCGCGAGUUAGGGCCUCCUGACCUUGUUCACUUGGUCAAACAGAGUACAAAAGCAGGCGCAAAGCAGACGGGUGUAUACCACCAUGUCACAGGCGUCGACGCAUCCUCCUCGGCCAGUCUGGCCGCCUAUGUCAACACCCUUACGUUCAAUCCCUCCGACAAGACGCAUAAAGUUGUGUCUGGCCUGUAUUGUUGCUACAACGCCUUCUCGCACCUGGACAUGCGGGUGGAGGUGAAGAUCCCUGGCAGCGUAGAAAGCUAUUGUGUGGACGAAAGAGGAGACCGGCGCGUGGCAACAGACGGGCUUUGGCUGGAGACAUUCCUUUGCGCAGUACUGCGUGCAUACUCCUAUUCCGAUGAUGGAAGUGGUGAUACAAUUAAGAAAAUCAUUGGUAUUAGGAGGUUUAACCCUAUCACCAACACCGAACAGGAACAUCGGUUCUUCGAGGCUGCUGAGAGGCUCUUCUUCAGCGGUCGCCAACUUGGCUCCGACCCCGAGAUCCAAAUCCCGAACGUCGUGUCGAACCACUUGACUGCCGGCCUUCUCAAGUACAUAAGGACUACUGGACGGUACACAUCAGGUAUCAACUUGUUCGAAAAGCUACGGACGAAGGACGUGGAAGUGUCUUCGCUACUGGCAAGGGUGCUUCUGGAUGGUGAUGAAGAAAUCCAGGCUGUCCGAUUACUGCACGACUCUCUGCAGGAUGUGCCGAUGGACUACGCUCUCCUCGAUUGCCAGGCAGCCUUUUGCCAGAGCAAAGGCGAGGGUGAGUGGGCUCUGGAACUGGCCAAGCAAGGUGUCACUGCGGCCCCCAGCGAGUUCAGUACUUGGGCUCGUCUGGCGGAGGUCUACGUUGAUCUAGAGCAGUGGGACCUCGCCCUCCUUACCCUGAACUCUUGUCCCAUGUUUUCAUAUCAGGACAAAGAUUCGCCCAGGAUGCCAGAACCGAGUCGGGUGCUCUUGCCCAUCCUUCCAGAGAGCGUACUGGACGAGAUCGACGAGGGACAACCUCGACAAGGAGAACCUUUCGACCAAGUCCAUGUGUCGUUGAGAAAACUGCAGGCUGCCACUUAUCAAGGCACUUUCUUGAAAGCUUAUAGCCUGUUGACACGUAUUGCUGCGUCGAUUGGAUGGGACUCGCUGUUGAAGACACGCAGUCUGGUUUUUGUCAUGGAAGAAGAAUAUCGAUCGGAGAGACAUCACUCGGUGACUCCGAAAAUGCCGACCAGCAAGAAUGCCAGUACAAUCGCACUAUCUGGAACUCCGAACGGACAGCCUCAAACUAGCAACGGGGAUGGCUUAGGAGAUGACGGUUCAGACGAAGAAUCUGCAGCGGAUGAGGAGAAGACUCUCGCUGAAGGAGGGUCAACAGCACCCAAAGUCAACGGUGACACAGAAGAAAAUCCCAUGAUACAGGCAGAUCGGUCUAUGGAGAAGCCCGUCCCAACGAUUGCAGCAGAAGAGGUCAAGUCAGGUAACGAUGACGCCGAAGCCAAUAACUCGCAAUAUCCGAAAUUCCUGAACAAACGGUUGUGUGAGCGAUGGCUAGAUAAUUUGUUUAUGGUACUCUAUGAAGACCUCCGGAUCUACACGAUCUGGCGGACGGAAAUGGGACAGUACCGUCAGCAGCAAAUGCAGUACAAGAAGUCGGCGGCGGAAUGGGAGAUCCUGGGAGACCUUGCCGAGCGACUACACCACACCAACGAAGCUCUGGAAGCCUAUCAGCAGUGUCUCAAUAUCCGAUUUUCGCCCAAAGCCAUGAGAGGAAUCAUGCGGAUGUAUGAGAAGAAAGGUGACACGAGGAGCACUCUCGCAUGCCUGAUCCGCCUCAUCACCUGGCAAUACCGGUGGUAUUCCGAGUUCUCGCCGGAGCUCUUCUACUCGAUACGAAAGCUCAUCGAAGAGGAGGGUGCUGUCAAAGUGCGCAGCAUCGUACAAUCGACCAAUCUGCCGCAACAUGUCCUUGACCUGACGCAUGAGUACUGCCAACUCUGCGUGACUUUCCGGAGCAACGGUACAGACGGCUGA